AUGAUCGAACCACCAAUGAUGAGGCCAAAGGUCUCGAAGAGCACGUACAUCGAAGAUGACGACGAUUUGGACGAUGAUGAUCUUGGCAAGCAAGACAACACCAUGAGCUUGGCAGAAUUUUUCAAGUCCAAUGAGCCACCAUCGGACAACUUCAUGUCGGUUCCCUUUGCUUAUGGAGAAGAUAAAGAGCGAGAAUCAAAAUGGUCUAAAUUCAUGAGCAUCAAGAGACGAAGCAAAUCCGUUCCUAGGCCGCCAGUGAACAUCCAACUGCCAGACUCUGCCGUGUCAGGCAUCACGAGCGGUGGACACAGACACAUUGCCAUCUCGAUCCCUCUCGACGCCAUGCCUUUUGCAGCCGAUUCGAAAGCACAAGACGAUACGAAUGUGAAGAAUCAUACUGGUGCCAAGUCGGGAGGGGUAAAGUCCGCGUAUAGUACUCUCCCACGAAACUUUGCGGUCCAGACAUACUCUGAAGAGAAUGGCACCAUCACUGUCUAUCAUCCAAUCACAACAGAGACACCGGAAGGAUUAGCCAGAGCUCUUCCUUCACAUCGCUCCAGUGUUCUGUCCCAGCAAUCUAUCAUAUCAGCAUCAAGCUUGGGCGAAAAGAGUAACCACACCCAAAGCAGCCACCGACGAUCCAAUAGCCAGUCUACGGGCUACUCUACAGAAGCAUCUACGGUGGCCAGCACCAAAAGCAAGCAGCCUCACUACUUUAGCAUAUUCCCAAAGCCCACCACUCUGCCACAGGGGCUUCACCCGACUCCCCCAAGAAGGCCGAACCCUCAGCAGCGAUCAGCGAAAGCAACGAGCAUGAUGAUUGCCGCCAGUCAAAAGCAUCACCAUCCAGCACAUUCGGCAUCCAUUGACGGCCUGCUGAGUUUAAUCAAAGAUGAAGAGAACCUUCGCGAUGGAUAUAAUAAAAAACCACUACCAUCCCCUCCUCCAAAGAGCGAGGCUAGAAACAAGCAGCAGUACAAGCCGGGCAUUGGAUUUCCUUCUCCCAUCACUGAAGAAUCCACAGAUGGCUCUUCAGUGGGCAGCAAGCGUGCCGUUCGAAAGGCCGUGUCUGCUCAGUCAAUGUUAUCAGUUAGCAAGGAGACACCUUCUCGUCCCUCAACAGCGGGCUCAAUACAGAGCCGUCGCGAUAAAGUUCGAGACAAGAAGAGGAGAGAUAUGGAAGCCGUACGAAAUGCAAAGUUGCUAAAGGAACAACAGCAACGACAGCAAUCUGAGAAUAAGCAGAAAGGCGAAGAGGUAGAGAGCGCCAAUGCAGACGAGCAAGAGGAAGGGAAAGGCCCUCAAAAGGCAUCUCCCAUCAACACGCUCUGCCCUAUUGUCGUCGUCGUCGAUCUUCAGCCCUCACCGGGAUUGCCCGAAGAGACUCCUGUCUCCACGCCAACUGUCUCUUCACCAAGCCAGAUGCGGCUUUCUCGCGACAUUGACAGCGAAUUGUAUCUGGAACAUAAGCGUAAUAUGAUGGACAAGCAAAUCUUACGACUCUACGAAUCUUACCACGAGAAUCGCCUCCGAGACGUGGAGCGUCGCAUACGCCGCCUGGAGCGCAAUGGUGACGUCUGGCUGCGGGCUUUGGUGCCCGUAUUGGAUGAUAUGAGCCGUAACAUCAAGACUAUCAAUCCAUCAUUCAACAACAAUAACUUUGCAGAUGUGGAGGGUCGAGGCUGGGCUUCAGACGAUGAGGUUAGCGGAGCAGGCGCAGAGCGCAAAGCUCGCAGCACCAAACGCAACAAGGCGGCGGCAAGGAGAGCUAGCUUGUCUCGAGGCCGGAUUGCGGCAGGGCUUAUUGGAGAGAAAUUGAUGUCUGAUGACAGCGAAUGGAGUGACACGAUGAGCAGAAGCGACGAUGUAAGUGGCCUUGGAAUUAUCGAGCCUUUAAUGAGAGAACUGGCCGGCGAAGCACGACGAAGACAGCAGCAGAUUGCUGAGAGGACGGCUGAUGACUGGCGUGGCAACACUGUAUAA
Molecule: messenger RNA, 1983 nt
Organism: Trichoderma asperellum CBS 433.97
Lineage: Eukaryota; Fungi; Ascomycota; Sordariomycetes; Hypocreales; Hypocreaceae
Source: RefSeq, a predicted model, not a curated record